AUGCAGGGUGCCCAGGACCCCCGUGCCGGCAGCCCCGGGGACACUGGAGACCAGUGGGGGCCGAGACUGUGCCGGGGCGAGCUUGACUUCGGUGGGUCUGGGAAGAAGCGUGGCAAGUUCGUGAAGGUGCCCAGCGACGUGGCCCCCGCAGCCCUCUUCGACCUCAUGCUGGCCGAGUGGCACCUGCCGACCCCCAGCCUGGUGGUGUCCCUGGUGGGCGAGCAGAGGCCUUUCGCUCUGAAGCCCUGGCUCAGGGACGUGCUGCGCAAGGGGCUGGUGAAGGUGGCGCAGACCACAGGGGCCUGGAUCCUCACCAGCGCGCUCCGCGUGGGCCUCGCCCGGCACGUGGGGCAGGCCGUGCGGGACCACUUUCUGGCCAGCACGUCCGCCAAGGUCCGAGUGGUGGCCAUUGGCAUCGCCCCGCUGGGCCAGGUCCUGCACCGCCAGCUUCUGGACGACGCCCAGGAGGACACCCUGGUUCACUACCCAGAGGAUGAGGGUGACAGCAAAGGCCCCUUCUGCCCCUUGGACAACAACCACUCACAUUUCAUCCUGGUGGGGCCGGGCGCCCCCGGGGCGGCGGAUGGGCCCACGGAGCUAUGGCUGCGCCUGGAGAAGCACAUCUCGGAGCAGAGGACAGGCUAUGGGGGCACCAGUAGCACUGAGAUUCCAGUCCUUUGUCUGCUGGUCAGCGGUGACCCCAGCGCCCUGGAGAGGAUCUCCAAGGCCUUGGCGCACGCGGCCCCGUGGCUGAUCCUGGCGGGUUCCGGGGGCAUUGCCGAUGUCCUCGCCGCGCUCAUGAACCAGCCCCACCUCCUGGUGCCCCAGGUGGCUGAGAAGCAGUUUAGAGAGAAGUUCCCCAGAGAGCACUUCUCCUGGGAAGACAUCGUGCACUGGACCAGGCUGCUGCAGACCAUCACGGCACACCCGCACCUGCUCACGGUGUAUGACUUCGAGCAGGAGGGCUCCGAGGAGCUGGACACCGUCAUCUUGAAGGCGCUGGUGAAAGCCUGCAAGAGCCACACCCAAAAGGCGCAGGACUACCUGGAUGAGCUCAAGCUGGCUGUGGCCUGGGACCAUGUGGACAUCGCCAAGAGUGAGAUCUUCAAUGGGGACGUGGAGUGGAAGUCCCGCGACCUGGAGGAGGUGAUGAUGGACGCGCUGGUGAACGACAGGCCGGAGUUCGUGCGCCUCUUCGUGGACAAUGGCGCCGACGUGCCCGACUUCCUGACGUAUGGCCGACUGCAGCAGCUCUACCGCGCUGUGUCCCCCAAGAGCCUGCUCUUCGACCUGCUGCAGCGCAAACACGAGGAGGGCCGCCUGACGCUGGCCGGCCUGGGCGCCCAGCAGGCCCGUGAGCCGCCCGCCACGCCGCCCGCCUUCUCCCUGCACGACGUCUCUCGCGUGCUCAAGGACUUCCUGCAUGACGCCGGCCGCGGCCUGUACCAGGACGGCCGCCCGGGGGCCCGGGGGCAGGCGGAGAAGGGUCUGACCACACGGCCCCCGGGGCACAAGUGGCCGCUCGACCUGAGCCAGAAGAGCGAGGCCCCUUGGCGGGACCUGUUCCUGUGGGCAGUGCUACAAAACCGCCACGAGAUGGCCACCUACUUCUGGGCCAUGGGCCGGGAAGGUGUGGCCGCUGCGCUGGCCGCCUGCAAGAUCCUCAAAGAGAUGUCCCACCUGGAGACGGAGACUGAGGUGGCCCGCGUCAUGCAGGAGGCCAAGUACGAGCAGCUGGCCCUGGAGCUCUUCUCCGAGUGCUACAGCAACAGCGAGGACUGCGCCUUCGCCCUGCUGGUGCGGCGGAACCACAGCUGGGGCAAGACCACCUGCCUGCACCUGGCCGCCGAGGCCGACGCCAAGGCCUUCUUUGCCCAUGAUGGUGUGCAGGCCUUCCUGACGCAGAUCUGGUGGGGGGACAUGGCCACGGGCACACCCAUCCUGCGUCUGCUGGGUGCCUUCAUCUGCCCUGCUCUCCUCUACACCACCCUCAUCACCUUCAGCGAGGAUGCCCCACUGAGGGCAGGUCCGGAGGCCUUGCGGGAGCUGGACAGCCUGGACGCAGAGAGGAACCUGCUCAGCAGCCCCGGCAGCUGGGUGGACCAGCCAGAGGAGGUGCCUGGGGCUGUGCACGGCCACCGUGGGCCACAGGCUGCCUUCCUGCUCACACGCUGGCGGAAGUUCUGGGGUGCACCUGUGACCGUGUUCCUGGGGAACGUGGUCAUGUACUUCGCCUUUCUCUUCCUGUUCACCUACGUCCUGCUGGUGGACUUCCAGCCACCACCCCAGGGGCCCUCAGGAGCCGAGAUCACUCUCUACUUCUGGGUUUUUACGCUGGUGCUGGAGGAGAUUCGGCAGGGCUUCUUCACGGAUGAGGACAUGCACCUGGUAAAGAAAUUCACGCUGUACGUGGAGGACAACUGGAACAAGUGUGACAUGGUGGCCAUCUUCCUGUUCAUUGUUGGUGUCACCUGCAGGGUGCUGCCCUCAGUGUUCGAGGCCGGCCGCGCGGUGCUGGCCAUUGACUUCAUGGUGUUCACGCUGCGGCUCAUCCACAUCUUCGCCAUCCACAAGCAGCUGGGCCCCAAGAUCAUCAUCGUGGAGCGCAUGAUGAAGGACGUCUUCUUCUUCCUCUUCUUCCUGAGCGUGUGGCUCGUGGCCUAUGGCGUGACCACGCAGGCCCUGCUGCACCCGCAUGACGGCCGCCCCGAGUGGAUCUUCCGGCGAGUCCUCUACCGGCCCUACCUGCAGAUCUUUGGGCAGAUCCCUCUGGAUGAGAUCGAUGAAGCCCGAGUGAACUGCUCCACCCACCCCCUGAUGCUAGGGGACUCGCCCUCCUGCCCCAACCUCUACGCCAACUGGCUGGUCAUCCUGCUGCUGGUCACCUUCCUGCUGGUCACCAACGUGCUGCUUAUGAACCUGCUCAUCGCCAUGUUCAGCUACACGUUCCAGGUGGUGCAGGGCAACGCCGACACGUUCUGGAAGUCGCAGCGCUACAGCCUGAUCGUGGAGUACCACGAGCGCCCCGCGCUGGCGCCGCCCUUUAUCGUUCUCAGCCACCUGAGUCUGCUGCUCAAGGCCUUCCGCAAGGGGGCGGAGCGCAAGGGGCGGCGCCUGGAGAGAGAGCUGCCGGACCCCCUGGACCAGAAGAUCGUCACGUGGGAGGCGGUCCAGAAGGAGAACUUCCUGAGCAGCCUGGAGAAGAAGAGGAAGGACAGUAGCGCGGAGGUCCUUCGGAGGACCGCCCACAGGGUGGAUUUGGUGGCCAACUGCCUAGGUGGGCUGCGAGAGCAGGAGAAGCGCAUCAAGGGCUUAGAGUCACAAAUCAACUACUGCACGGUGCUCCUGUCUGCCGUGACUGACACCCUGGCCCAGGGCCACAGCCCCUGGAGCUCUAAGAACUACAGUGGCGGUGGGAGCCUGCAGCCCUCUGCCGACCACGGAGGGGGCCCUGGCAGCAGAGAGCGCCCUGAGGCUGGCCAGCCGCCCCCCAACACCUGA
Trichechus manatus latirostris (Florida manatee) is the source of this 3501-nucleotide messenger RNA. It is a transcript of the gene TRPM5, whose product is annotated as transient receptor potential cation channel subfamily M member 5. Gene Ontology annotation, biological process: calcium ion transmembrane transport. Gene Ontology annotation, molecular function: calcium-activated cation channel activity; ligand-gated calcium channel activity. The transcript has 24 exons. Gene Ontology annotation, cellular component: plasma membrane. NCBI's taxonomy places the organism in Eukaryota, Metazoa, Chordata, Mammalia, Sirenia, Trichechidae. The record is from RefSeq and is a predicted model, not a curated record. Bases 1 to 3501 code for a protein of 1166 amino acids.